Molecule: messenger RNA, 189 nt
Organism: Strongylus vulgaris
Lineage: Eukaryota; Metazoa; Nematoda; Chromadorea; Rhabditida; Strongylidae
Source: the annotation of a GenBank genome assembly
AUGGAUCUUGCGAAAAGAGGGCGCUAUAAGUGGAUGCGUGAAAGCAAAGGUUCUUGUUCGCUUACCUAUCUAGAAGGCACUUCAGCUGUUGAUGGGUCGUAUCUUGUCGAUGCUGGUGAUCUAUGGGUAGUCAUGGACUAUUUGGAAGGAGGAAACCUGACAGAUGUUGUGGUGUAUUGCGAGCAUUAA